GUGAUCUUGCAAUCUUGCUCAUGGUAAUACAAGGUUCAUGAUUAUUGUUACAAAAUUACAAAUUAAUUUUUCUGGUAUAUCAGGUUGAUAAUCACUAAUUUUAAUAAUUUAACCCUUCAAAAAUAUUUGGAGAAAGUGCGUUACAUUCGAAAUUAUAUAUAUUGCAAAAUGACUACCAACGGCGAUAUUGAAAGUCUAGAUGCGAGCGGCAAAAUAAUAAAAAUGGAAGUCGAUUAUAGCAUAACAUGUGAUGAGAAAAUUCCGAUCUGGAAGUCGUGGGCAGCAAAUGGUAAAGUUCAAGAAGCCAUAGAUCAAUUAUUAGCCCUUGAGAAGCAAACAAGAACAGGGGCAGAUAUGGCUUCAACAGCAAGGAUCUUGGUAGCAAUUGUGCAGAUAUUCUAUGAAGCCAAAAACUGGACUGCUCUUAAUGACCAUAUAAUUCUACUGUCAAAAAGAAGAUCACAAUUGAAACAAGCAGUUGUCAAAAUGGUUCAAGAGUGUUACACUUAUGUUGAUCAAACACCAGACAAAGACACUAAAAUUAAACUAAUUGAAACAUUAAGAUCUAUAACAGAAGGUAAAAUUUACGUCGAAGUAGAAAGAGCUCGCCUUACACAUAUUCUUGCGAAGAUUCGUGAAGAGGAAGGAAAUGUCGCCGAAGCUGCAAAAAUAAUACAAGAAUUACAAGUUGAGACUUAUGGUUCGAUGGAUAAGAGGGAAAAAGUUGAACUGAUCUUGGAGCAGAUGAGACUGUGUCUGGCUAUCAAAGACUACAUACGCACUCAAAUAAUAUCCAAGAAAAUAAAUACGAAAUUCUUCGAGGAAGACAAUACACAGGAGCUGAAAGACAAGUUUUACCGCCUCAUGAUAUCUGUAGAUCAGCAUAAUGGCGCGUAUCUGUCCGUAUGCCGGCACUUCCGUGCUUUGGGAGAGGCGGGCGGUACUGACGCUCUCAUUGGUAGUGUGGUGUUCCUGAUACUGGCGCCCUACGACAACGAGCAGGCAGAUCUGACACACCGGCUUGAUGCAGACAAAGCGCUGGACAAACUUCCCGAAUAUAAGCAGUUACUGGGUCUUUUUAUCAACCCAGAAAUAAUAAGGUGGAAUACACUUUGCUCGACGUAUGAGAAAACCUUGCGAACCACUCCAUUCUUUGAUGCCUCGGAUGAAAAAGGUCAAGAGAGGUGGAAUGAUCUUAAAAACAGAGUUGUGGAACAUAACAUCCGCAUCAUGUCUAUGUAUUACACUCGUAUUACAAUGAAGAGAAUGAGCGAGCUGCUUGGACUGAGUGAGACGGAGACAGAGGAAGCACUCAGUCAGCUGGUAGUGAGUGCAGUUGUUCGUGCCAAGAUAGACCGGCCAGCUGGUGUUGUUCAUUUUAGAUUAAACAUGGACUCCUCGGACAGCCUCAAUGAAUGGUCUCAGAAUUUGAACACUCUGAUGCAACUGGUGAACAAGACGACACAUCUGAUCAACAAAGAGGAGUGUGUUCACAAACAUUUGCUGGCCACUGCUGAAUAGAUCAUUCUUAAGUUGCAAAAUAAUAUUUAAAUGUAUUUCGAUAAGUUUUUCAAUAAAUAUCCGAAGAUA
Messenger RNA from Leptidea sinapis, 1590 nucleotides. It is a transcript of the gene Rpn5, whose product is annotated as 26S proteasome non-ATPase regulatory subunit 12. Gene Ontology annotation, cellular component: cytoplasm; nuclear proteasome complex; proteasome regulatory particle, lid subcomplex. The transcript has 8 exons. Bases 169 to 1521 code for a protein of 450 amino acids. The record is from RefSeq and is a predicted model, not a curated record. NCBI's taxonomy places the organism in Eukaryota, Metazoa, Arthropoda, Insecta, Lepidoptera, Pieridae.